Bipolaris victoriae FI3 is the source of this 930-nucleotide messenger RNA. RefSeq lists its product as hypothetical. Gene Ontology annotation, biological process: sterol metabolic process; intracellular sterol transport; regulation of plasma membrane sterol distribution. Gene Ontology annotation, cellular component: cortical endoplasmic reticulum; Golgi apparatus. The coding region runs from base 1 to 930 and encodes 309 amino acids. The record is from RefSeq and is a predicted model, not a curated record. NCBI's taxonomy places the organism in Eukaryota, Fungi, Ascomycota, Dothideomycetes, Pleosporales, Pleosporaceae. The transcript is spliced from 2 exons.
AUGCCCAUCUGCAUCUCCUGCCGCACCCCCGUCCGCACGCUCUACACGACCUACUCCAAAGCCGACGACCGAGCCCUCGGAAAAGGCGUCCGCCUAACACAAUGCCCGCACUGCAAGAAAUUCGCCGACAAAUACGUCGAACACGACUUCGUCGUCUUAUUCAUUGACCUCGUGCUCAUCAAAGCUGAGGUGUACCGGCAUUUACUAUUUAAUCGGUUGGAGAGGGGUGAUGAUAGGUUCGACGGUGGCAACCAGCGUUCCAUCCUUCGACUAGGCAUCCUGCUCCUCCUCUUCGACGUCUACCUCACAUGGGCGCGCAUCGAGAAGAUUCCGCUGCCUGCUGAUUCGCCCCUCUUAUCCCCUUUUACAGCACCCCCGAACGCGUCGGCGCUGGGGUCCCUGCAUAGCGGUGUUACGAAUGCGAUGGUGCUCCAGGCGUAUCCGCUGGGUCUCCAGUAUCUGUUUUUUCUGGGCCUCGUCACGCUGUCGACGCUGGCGUUUCACUUGCCGAUUCGUCUGCUUUGCGCGUAUAAUCCUGCCGGCUUGCCGGGUGUGCUGAGGAGGCUAUGGCAGAGGUGUAUUGCGUAUUUUCCGAAUCCGACGCCGCUGUCGACGGCGCUGCUCGUGUCGUCUUGUACGAAGCUUUUUCCUAUACUACUUAUUGUCUGGGAAUACGAUUUGCCGAGUUCGGCGACGGCGGUGAGUUGCGCGGUUAUUGUGAAUAAUAUUGCAGCGCUGGAGAUCUUGAUGGAUUGUGGGUAUUUUAGAGCGGGGAUCCUGGUGGGUGUUGGGGCGGGAAUGAGAAUGCUUGUGGGAUGGUCGAUACUGCGGGCAGCUGGGCUAGGGACAGGGUGGGAAGGAUAUUUGAGUGAAUGGACGGUAGCUAGCACGCUCUGGGGUUGGGCAAGCAAUGCGAUUAGUUCGUCUUGA